UCAGGCAGGCCUGGGCAGCUUCUCCUGAAAACUGGAUUCUCUUGUUUGAAGAAAUGAGUAACUGCUCAUUUCCUGAAGAAACUAUAAAGCUGUAUUUCCAUGCACUGUGACCUGUUUUUUCCCUUGCUUUCAUUGUAAAUCCCAGUUUUAAUGGAUGUUUCUUACUUUUUUUCCUUCCCUUUGGAGGACAAGAAAUUAGUCUAGAUGCAGUAAAUUGGAAGAAAUGGAAGAAAGGAAAAUCAAGAGGAGGAGCCCCAAAUCAUCUACCAGUCACCCUGCUCAGGUUACUAACUCCAAGAAAAACUCAGUGCCAGUCAGUAAAAGUACAGCCUUUUCAAAUCCUGCACCGCAGCCUGCAGUACAAAAACCAAAGUUAAAACGUGUAAUAAAAGAGAAAGCCAAACCUCCAGGAGGCGAAGCAAAAGGGGCACAGGCAGCACCAAUCCAGCAUUCUUUUCUCACAGAUGUAUCAGAUGUCCAGGAAAUGGAAAGGGGACUUCUGAGUCUCCUGAAUGACUUCCACUCUGGCAAACUUCAAGCAUUUGGAAACGAAUGUUCCAUAGAGCAGAUGGAGCAUGUGCGGAGCAUGCAGGAGAAACUUGCUCGCCUCAAUCUGGAGCUCUACGGGGAGCUGGAAGAACUCCCUGAAGAUAAAAGAAAACUAGCCAGUGACUCCAAUCUGGAUAGGCUGCUAUCAGAUCUAGAAGAACUGAAUUCAUCUAUCCAAAAACUACAUUUAGCAGAUGCUCAAGAUAUUCCAAAUAGUGCCACAGGCUGAAAGAACAGCUUUGUCAAUUUGGAUUCUUCCAGAAGCUCUUCUUUUGUUUUUUUCCUGACAGCGUAAUCUGGAACAGCUGUUGGUUUUGGUUGUUUGGUGGUUUUUUUCUUUAAUUUUGCACAGUGAAGACUCAGAGUGCAAAUCCAGGCGUUUAUUUUUUGCACAUUCCUCUUCGAGCACUGCAUUAUGUCAGGACUCAGUAUCUAGAGUUUUAUGUAGGUUGUUGUGAUACUAUGCUUUUUAUUAUUGCCCUAUUUAAUAGAAAAAUUGGGGAAACUUGGGAGUAUGUUUCUUCUGCUCAGUGUUGUUCAUAUGGUUGAAAAUUAUAUGUAAGUUCAUUAGCAUUUUUCCAAUUUUUAUGAAGGUAGUGAUGAUGAUGCCUUUCUGAUCAGCAUGUAGACAAUCUGCACACUAUCUUUAGUGUUUUGUUGAUCAGUGAUGUCACAGAUUAAUUUAUUGUUAAUAAAACAUUUUAAAUAUGACGUUUCAUGUAGAGAAGUUGCUAUCUGUUCAGCUGUGUUAAGAAAAGAAUGAGUUCUUGCAUGGUCAGAAUAUUUGCAGAGUUUACUUUUUCAUUAUUGUGCAUAAUUAUAAAAUGUCACUAAGUAAGAACUAGCAUGCAUGCUAGCAGUCCACAUAAUUUGAUUAGGUAUUGUGAAAUUCCAAAGCUGGGUAAACAGUUACUAUUCAAUAAAUCCAGUAUAUGCAA
Messenger RNA from Aptenodytes forsteri (emperor penguin), 1487 nucleotides. RefSeq names its product coiled-coil domain containing 28A (gene CCDC28A). Lineage: Eukaryota; Metazoa; Chordata; Aves; Sphenisciformes; Spheniscidae. The transcript has 5 exons. The record is from RefSeq and is a predicted model, not a curated record. The coding region runs from base 224 to 778 and encodes 184 amino acids.